Gracilinanus agilis (Agile Gracile Mouse Opossum) is the source of this 775-nucleotide messenger RNA. It is a transcript of the gene CFAP97D1, whose product is annotated as CFAP97 domain containing 1. Gene Ontology annotation, biological process: sperm axoneme assembly. The coding region runs from base 1 to 495 and encodes 164 amino acids. The transcript is spliced from 6 exons. The record is from RefSeq and is a predicted model, not a curated record. NCBI's taxonomy places the organism in Eukaryota, Metazoa, Chordata, Mammalia, Didelphimorphia, Didelphidae.
AUGAACAACUCCCUAGAAUACUUAGCAUAUCCUGCAAUUGUUGCUAAUCACAGGCAAAGCACAACCUUUAAGAAGAAACUGGAUGUCGGCCACCAUGUGUCUCACAAGAACAGAGUGGAAGUAGCUAAGCCUACAGUUGAUAACAAACCUCCAGCGGCACAUACCCACCAUAUUUUAAAACUAAGUAAAUUACAGGGUGAACAAAAGAGAUUUAAUAAAAUUGAAUAUGAAAACAAGCAACUAUGUCAAAAAAUUGCUGAUGCUCAACGUGGUCCCGCUAAGGUGGAUUGCUGGAACGAAUAUUUUUCCAAGAGCUUAAAUAGAGAAACUCGCAACAGGGAACUAGUGAGAAUUACUGUGGAGAAUCAAGGAAUUCUUCGAAGACUUGGAGACCGUAAACCUCACUAUGACCGCAGGGCAUCAGAAAUAGACUGGCAGAAUUCCAGACGAUAUAUAAGAAAUACUACAAGAUAUCUUCUGUACAAGAAGGAUUAGAAAAAUCAGCAUGGGGAAAUAAAACCCAAAGGAGGCUUGGUGAUCUCAAGUCAACUUGGAAUAUCAUGGAACUCCUAAAUGGAUAAAUGACUGGAUCUUUGGAAGCUACAAUAAAACUUGCCACACGAAAUGAGUAAGUUACAUUAUAUUCCUCAUCUGAAUCUAGAGACAGAAACGGAGCCUGCCGCCAGAAAAAAAAAGAUGCAAGCACAUUUUUUAUUGUUUUUUUUUUAAACAAAGGACAUUUCCACACUCAGACCUUAUCACCCUUUUAGACAUA